Molecule: messenger RNA, 3143 nt
Organism: Trematomus bernacchii (emerald rockcod)
Lineage: Eukaryota; Metazoa; Chordata; Actinopteri; Perciformes; Nototheniidae
Gene: tmem100a
Product: transmembrane protein 100a
Exons: 2
Coding region: 340-741 (133 amino acids)
Biological process (GO): cellular response to BMP stimulus
Source: RefSeq, a predicted model, not a curated record
UAGUUGUUCUGAAUGGGGAUGGCAGUCCAAGCCGCAGCUCUGAACCUGAGGACUUCACGGGGGGACGCAUCUCAUGAAUGGGAGUCAUAUUCCAGCCCGGAAAGAGAAGCUGUUUGCGGUCGACUUCAACACAGAAGAAAUCUUUUAAUUAGAUGAAUCUGACUGAAUAUUUUAUGAGCGAGUUUCCACUGAGGCGACGCUUCCCUGCAGCAGAGGAGCACUUUGUGCGACAUGGAAAACGGCUGUGAGACUGGAACACCCUAGCAAGGAAGGGAGGUAAAGGGGCGACAGCGAAGGAACCAUCUGUGGUUGGUUAACAGAGGGUUUCUAAUUCCUGCAAUGCCAGAAGAAGCUAAUGAGGACGCCAUGAGAACGCCAGCGACCCCAGAGAAGGCCAACAACACCGAAAGUCCCGCAGCCACCCAGGUGAACAUCCCCCUGGUCAAUGAAGUGCAGCUGACCGCAGCCACGGGCGGGGCCGAGCUCUCCUGCUACCGCUGCACCAUCCCCUUUGGCGUGGUGGUCCUCAUCGCCGGCAUCGUGGUCACCGCUGUGGCUUACAGCUUCAACUCGCAUGGAUCCACCAUCUCCUACUUUGGCCUGGUGCUCCUCUCGGCCGGGUUGGUGCUCUUGGCGUCCAGCGUGGUCUGCUGGAAGAUGAGACUGGAGAGGAGGAAGAAGGAGAGGCGGCGGGAGAGCCAGACCGCCCUGGUCGCCAACCAGAGGAGUAUUUUUACUUGAACUAGAAGUUGGACACCUGGUUUUCUGGGUCUGAAAAGGCCUGGUUUUGAGAAUGAGUUGGAGAACCAUGGAUAAAAUACAUCAAAAAAGACAAGAACCACAAUCACUGAAGACAAUAUGUUCAAGACGUUUCAACUUACAUUUUAAUUUCAGGAUUGAUUUAUGCACAUAGCUUCCGUCUAUUCAAUCGUGGGACCCUGUACGUCCAAUUUGAUGGUAAUAAUUCAUCUUCUGUUUUCUGGACAUGACCAGCUGCAUACAGAUGUUGGCUAGCCUCUUCCAACCUGUAAAAGCUUUGUUUUACCGCAGACUCUAUACGCCCAGACCUUAAUGCUUUGAAGACAUUGUAAGGGAUUUAUUUGUCAAACAGACGUCGAGCAUCUGGCCAACUGGGAACGCAGCCAAGAGGAAUGUAUCACAAUUAAGAUGAAUUACCACCGUGUAGAGGAAGUCUCCCAUUAAUCUGCUGUUGGAUGUGGCGGCUUUGAUUCUAAAGAGAAUGUGUGGUUUGAAAGGCCCAGGAGAAGGAAAGGGAAACUGGAAAAUCCAGGACAAUGAUUCAUCCUUCAUUUACUUCUCCUCAACUGUUUAUGAAGUGUCAGCGUUCAUCUCACAAGGGUUGUCUGUUAUGGAAGUUUAUGGUACUCAAUGUGAGGAUUUUCCUUCAAAUCUGCAAAUAUUUUCUCAGCAAAUCGGAUUAGAUGGCACACGAUAUGUUUAACGUUAAAUACGUAUUCUCUCAAAGCACUUUGAUUUAGGGCUGCAACUUAACAUUUUUGUACCUGUCCAUACAUUUCUCAGUGAAUCGUUUGGUCUAUAAAAUAUCAGAAAAAAGGGGAAAAUGUUUUCUCAAAGUCCAAGGCAAUGUCCUUAAGAGUCUAAAACCCAAAGAAAUUCACUUAAAUAUAAUAUAAUACAUUUACUGGCACUUUUACAUUAAAACGUACUAUAAACGAUUAUAGGGAUAUCAAAGUAAUUGCCAAUUAUGUCAAUCGGGUAAUCUAUUAUUCAACAAAAACUAUUGCAGCUCUACCUUGAUUAUCUUAAUCAUUAUACUCAGUAUUAAACAAAAUCUAUAAAGUGACACUGUGAGUAGAUUUGGCAAAUUGUAGACAUCAAAAGGAAUAUUGUGUAUAGUGUUGAUUACUUAUUGUCCAGUGUACUUCCAUACUGUAAGGAAAGUAUAAAAUGUAGCAUAUGUUUUUUUGAUGUACCAUUUGCAUGUAUUAACAGGACGUGAUGAGGUUUAAUAAACUCAUUGAUACUCAAAUGUGUCAUAGUUUCACAGUUGCGAAGAACGAUAUCAAUGUUAGCUAGAACCAGAUAGAUGCUGGCUUAUUGGGUCGUGUUUUUGGUUACUUAAGUAUCAUAAUGUGUUUGCGACAGAGCUUAUUUUCUGCAAUAUAUCAAAAGGCAAUGAAAAAGUCCCUUUGUUUUUUAUCAAGGGACCCAUUCUGAUGCUAACUUCCGGGUCAGCCUACACUAAUACGUCAUCACUGCACCACUCUUUAUCUGUGUUGUUCUGGAGUCGCAGCAAGAUUAGCCUAGCUUGCUACGCUAGUUGCUAGUUCUCCCUUUCUCUAGUCAUCUUGCUAAGCUAAACUUAGCUAACUACAUUGUGACUUCAGCUUCGUACAUAAACAGAGGUGAAAUUGAUAUCAAUGUUAUUAUUUUUACUCUACAAGAAAGCACAUAAGCUCAUUUCCCAAUAUGUUGAACUGUUGACAUUUUGAUAAUGUGACAAGAUCUUGCAGUUCCAUUCUUGAAGGUAAACUUCACCUCAAAAUUCAAGGAAACACUUGGUCAGUGGUGGAAUGUAACUAAGUUAUCAAUUACUGUACAUCAGUAGUAUUUUGUCAUACUUGUACUUUAAUUGAGUAGAUCCAUGUUAUGCUAUACUUCUUUUUCACUACAUUUUGGAGGCUUAUAUUGUUUUUACUCCAUAACAUUUAUUUACUCCUAGUUACUUUUUACAUAUAAAAACAAGAUAUGCUGAUAUGAUAAGAUUCAGUACUGUACUAUUGAUCUACCCAGUAUUUGAAAAAUCUCUAAAAUUGAGAAAAUACAAUAUUGUAAUGCUCUUACUGCUUUCUGUACUUUUACUUAAGCAACAUUUUGAAGGAUCUGAGUACUUCUUCCAACCACUGCACUCGGUGAGAAGUUGAUAAAUGAUAACUUUGAGAAGUGAAGUGAAGUAUUCCUUAAAGAAUCAAGUUUUUUUGCUAUUUUUUUAUUUUUUAUUAAGAUACAGUACCAUAUAUUGAACAGUAGACCAACGGUAUAAUGAUGAAACUGUCUUCAAAUAAACGUCUUCGGCAUUUCUGUGCUGAAAUGUAACAUUAUUACUGGCCGACAUAAACUUGAUACUGUUUAUGAAUAUGUGCUUCUUUCAAUGUUUAUAG